AUGUCCUUGACAAAAUCGAACAAUGGAGACAAACAACUAAUUCAAAAAGAAGAUAAAUACACUUUAGGAGAAAUUAAACCCAUUGCUAUUGAGGAAGAUGAUUAUAUUGAAGGCUUAAACUCAAUAAUUCAAAAAACCUAUUAUCCAGACCUUUCUCGUUUGAAAGCCCAUUCAGAAGGAUUUACAUAUGAAUUUGAAGAUGAUAUUAUCCAAGAGAAAAACGACGCAGUUCACGAACAGCUGGCAUUACUCCCGAAAAAUGAUCAUCUUGUGCAGAAGCUAAAGCGUAGUACUCAGGGAGUAACGCUUGCUGAUUAUCAGAAGAAGUUCACUUCUGAAGACAAUGCCUCCUUUUCUGAACUGUUUCAUAAUGAAAAGAGUGUCAGGAAAGUCUUACUGCAAAGGCGCUAUGCUGUCGACGCAGAUUCCUCCUCUGCAACAAACAUUCAACCAAGCAAGGCAAUUGCAUGGAAGGAGAGGCCCAAUACUAUUCAUACUUGGAAUUUCCAACCGAGAAAUUCGUUAAUGUUUUAUCCUCAAACCUCAGAACCGUCUGCUUUAACCAGAGCAAGAGGUCAGCAUCAAAAAAUCGAUAGCUCAUCAACCCGGCUUGAUGACGAGUUUAUAAAGAAAUCGAAUCAGCCCAGCCAGGAUCCUUUACCGGAACCUGCAAUUAACAGGCAUGAAGCCUCAAUUAACGGAUAUCCCUUGGUUGGUUCAAAUUAUGGGGUGACCUCUCGAAAAUCAUCGACAAAUUUCUAUAUUCCUGAGACGUCUCGAAGAGAAAAACUGCAUGAUCUCCGUUUACAUAGCUUAAAGUCUCAGAAUAAUUCGCCUUCUACUCCUGGUUACUCCGUUGUCUCUUCUACGGCUGAACAAGCAUCGGCAACCUCAGGGAAGCUUCCUUCUAGACUUUCUACUUUGACUCCAGCAGCUAAACGUCUUGUAGCGCAGUCAUAUUUGACGGCUUCUACUAGGGACUCCCCAAUGCGUCGUCGCUUGACGGCUACUUCAGUACCAAAGUUUUCUUGGACACCUACACCUCGUACUAAAAACCCUGCCACUCCUAAACGAGUCUAA
Schizosaccharomyces cryophilus OY26 is the source of this 1080-nucleotide messenger RNA. RefSeq names its product stress response protein Bis1. Gene Ontology annotation, cellular component: catalytic step 2 spliceosome. The record is from RefSeq and is a predicted model, not a curated record. The transcript is spliced from 2 exons. Lineage: Eukaryota; Fungi; Ascomycota; Schizosaccharomycetes; Schizosaccharomycetales; Schizosaccharomycetaceae. The coding region runs from base 1 to 1080 and encodes 359 amino acids.